Messenger RNA from Schistocerca nitens (vagrant locust), 1571 nucleotides. Its product is annotated as persulfide dioxygenase ETHE1, mitochondrial. NCBI's taxonomy places the organism in Eukaryota, Metazoa, Arthropoda, Insecta, Orthoptera, Acrididae. Gene Ontology annotation, molecular function: sulfur dioxygenase activity. The transcript has 6 exons. The record is from RefSeq and is a predicted model, not a curated record. Bases 561 to 1484 code for a protein of 307 amino acids. Gene Ontology annotation, biological process: hydrogen sulfide metabolic process; glutathione metabolic process.
AACUCACUUUAUUUUGUGUGUUUACAUUUUCACCUUAUGCUUCCAAAGGGUACGCCCCCAUGGCACAGUCGUCCAAUACACUGUAUGACUGUAUACUCGUGAGGAUGGAGUUUACUCUAUCUGGCCACCCUGAUUUAGGUUUUUUCAUAACGUAAAUAAAUAUGUUAGUUCACUCACGAAUCAGAGGCGGCCGUGACUGAGCCAUACUCUUAAAAAGAGACCAGUCACCUGUUAGCCCCUUUGAUUCCACUUUACCACGAAGUAAUCCAACCACAGACUGAAAAAGAUAAUUUACUUUAUACCUGUUAUUCGUGACGUCUUAUCUAUUCCGAGAAACAAAACACAACCUAGCUAGUCAUCCUAAAUAAUGCGUCGAACGUCGUUUGUUUAGGUACAUAGCGUGAACAGUUAACACGAAAAAUUCUAAGUGUGAUGACAUGAUAUUCAUGCUGUCUCUUCGUUAUCUGCCAGAAAACAUGACAUGAUAAAUUCCGGCUUACUAUGUCGUUACCAGAUAAUAUAUAGAGGUGUUGACACCGCGAUUCUGCUGUUGCAGUGAAAUGCUUUUUAAGAAAGGCUAUCUCUUCGUUUGUGUGGGGAAAAGGGUUAUUCAUAACAGCAUCAAGAACGUAAAUAGUGGGCCGAAACGUUCAAUUUUUGGAACCGGUCUCGACACUACUUAUAUAAAAAUGACGGAAACGAUACCAUUAUCGAAGGAUUUCUUUUUCCGACAGUUAUAUGAUCAGGAAAGCAGUACAUACACAUAUCUACUGGCUGACGUAAAGUCAAAGGAAGCCGUUCUUAUUGACCCUGUACUGGAAAUGGCCGAGAGAGAUGCAAAGCUCAUUACAGAGCUAGGACUCACAUUGAAAUAUGCAAUGAAUACACAUGUACAUGCUGACCAUAUAACAGGAACUGGCCUUCUAAAGAGACUCCUGCCCGGGUCUCGUAGCCUGAUAUCACGUGCUAGUGGUGCAAUGGCUGAUGUGUUCGUUGAUCCGUACCAGAAUGUUGAAUUUGGGAGGCACAAACUUGAAGUCCGACCGACUCCAGGGCAUACAAAUGGGUGUGUUACAUAUGUCAGCCACGAUCAAGGGCUCGUGUUUACUGGUGAUGCUGUCCUUAUCCGCGGUUGUGGGCGGACAGAUUUCCAGGAGGGUAACCCCCAUACAUUGUACCACUCAGUGCACACGCAGAUCUUCACCCUGCCAGACACGUUCCGCAUCUUCCCUGCGCAUGACUAUAAAGGUCAGACUGCAUCUACUGUAGGAGAAGAAAAGAAAUUUAAUCCCCGCUUGUCAAAAAGUGAGGAAGAGUUUGUGGAGAUCAUGAACAAUCUGAACCUGGCGUACCCAAGACAAAUUGAUCGGGCUGUGCCGGCAAAUCGCGUGUGUGGCCUUCACGACCUGCCACCUCUUCCUGGUGAUAAGAAGAAGCCUGUUAAAAGAGACGACACUCCACAGGAGGCACCUCCUGUGCUGUAACCUGCAUGAAAAUUUUCAAUAUGUAACCAGACAUACAAAACUGUACAGCUUCAUUUAGGUAUAUUAGAAAUAAAAGCAUGAAAAUCA